Molecule: messenger RNA, 6660 nt
Organism: Wyeomyia smithii (pitcher-plant mosquito)
Lineage: Eukaryota; Metazoa; Arthropoda; Insecta; Diptera; Culicidae
Gene: Pgant5
Product: polypeptide N-acetylgalactosaminyltransferase 5
Exons: 11
Coding region: 1901-3832 (643 amino acids)
Cellular component (GO): Golgi apparatus
Source: RefSeq, a predicted model, not a curated record
AACGGUGCUGAUACCGUCAUAAAAGUAGUGGACGUGAAGGCGAACGGUUCGGAUCGUCAUUUAUGGGUGCUUGGUAGCGAGUGCGAGACUGCCCUGUUGGAAUUUGUUCCAAUUAGACUUUUCGUGGAUCGUUACACGUUUCAUCAAAGAAAUAAAAAUAGUGUCGAUAUUAAAGGGAUCAAUUGACGUUUAAGUGGUCUGUAACAUCAUUGAAACAGUGGCAGAACAUUGCGGCAACAUGCUGUUUUUGCAGUCGUCUUUUGUGUUUUAUUGACACCGUGUCAUCUAUAUGGAAACAGACGUGCUGCGUGUGUAAGUGAGAAUGAGCCUGAUGAAGAAUUUUGUUUUGCAAGUGUAGAACCUGGAAGGUUUAAUUUGCGUAGGUUUUGUUAUUUUGUGUUCGACUGGGUUUAGUAUCAAUAGAUUUAGAUUAGAGGUAUACAAAUGUGAUUGCAGCACGCAGUGGUUGGAGUAAUGAGCAGUUAGGCAGUGGGGGAAAAUUAUAAAUUCAGGAAUUACCACUUCAGGUGGAAAAAAGAAGUAUUUUCGGGUAGUGCGUACGUGGAACGGAACGAAAGUGCUCCCAAAGAGAGAGUUAUUUUCGGGAAAUGCAGUAAAACAUAAAUGAUAAUGAUAAUCAGCAAAUCGUAAAGCCAUCGGUGUCUGCUGCACUCCACGGGAUGAUAAUUUCUAUUUAGUUUUCUCGCCAGACCAACAUUUGAAAAGUAAAUAUCGCGUACCAUUUGCACGGUAAUGGAAUAGCAGCGUUUUCGAGGUCGUCAACAGCGGAGGAAAAUUGGGUAAAGUGGAAUCAUCAAUUCGGCUUUAUGGGGAGAACCGUAAACUAAACUACGAGAGUGGUUGUUAUCAUAUGUGAUUGGCGUGAACUCUGCAGUAGUAUUCGAAUUGUCGACGUUGCGUUGAUCCUCUUCGCAGUCGGGGUGCAAUCGAAGUGCCGCUGGCUGGCUCUGGUCUGCUUUUAUUUUCACGACAAAUCGGAAACGAAACAGUCCGAAACUUCGCGUGGCAAUCAAAAAUCGGUAUUUUACACUCUAACGGCGCGCGUGCUACCCCUGGAAAGGUGAAACACUGUUGCACACGCAAACACACACACCCAUGCAUGCUUGACCGCCCCUACAGCCAGCCCAGUCGGUUUUGUGCAGUUUCGACGUAAUUUGGCGAUGAGUUGACUAGACCGCGUACCCCGCCCUAAUAAUUAUUAUUGAUUUGAUUUUCCGCGAAGGAACUAAUCGCUGUCGAAUUGGCCGGCAGUGUCGGAAUUAACCGUUGAGUAACGCUGCUGGAAAAAAAACACGCGCAUAUGUGUUAUGUGUAUAUUUCUGAUGCCAACAACGGUUUUUCGAAUUUUCCGACUACCGCGCCGCAUUAAGUAGUGCUGACUGCAUUCAUCGAGUUUUUUGGAUCUUCACUGUUAAUUCGUAGUGUAGCGUAAAAACAUUCAUGGAAACAAAAUAUUUAUUGUGUUGUCGGAUUCGCUACGGCUGCUGAAAAGAACCCACAACGGGGGACGGUAGCGAAAAUCCUUCCCUGUUCGCAUUUUUUUUUUCCUGUGCAUGUGCACUCGGCAGGGUAGCGUAGCUUGCAGUGGCAGCAGGCGUGUAUCUGUCUUAGACAGACAGUCGAGCGGUGUGAUGUGUUAAUGAAAUUCAAUUCCCAUUUAUCGCUGUUGGUCACCGGAAGCGUUCCGCUGUGCAGCUAACAGUGGCUCGCACCUGACUGUGCGGUAAAGUGAGUGCUUUGUGGCAGUGCGGAAGUAAAGAAUCUCGACGCGAAUCCGCGAUAGUGCUUUGCCGCCGAUAGCUACAACUUUAUAAUCUGUCCCGUCGAAGCUACUGUCAUCGUACUACCCUUCCGUUGUAGCUGGUUGCUUCGUCGCAAAAUGACCAACAUCAACUAUUCGAGAAUGUUCAGGGGAAAAAUACGUACCAACACUUGCCGGAUUGUGCUGCUGACAUCACUGGUGUGGCUGCUCAUCGACGUGGUACUGAUAAUGAAUUACGCCGAUUGCCUCGGUGGAUCCAGUUGGCUCUGCAAACGGCCCGGAGAAUAUGAUGUCGAGUUACCGCACGGUGCCCAGCUGCGCCAUCAUCCCGUAGGACGGGGAAGCCUUGCCGAGGAUGACGACCCGAUAGUCGACGAGGAAGAGAUCGACACCAACUCGAACAACUUGGGCGAGCAGCAAGGCCCGGACAGCUCGAUGCCCCGGACGUAUCGCCCGCAGGACCUGAAAAAAUGGCGCCCGGUUCCGCAAGUUGGCGAAAACUAUGGCAAGCCCGGGGAAUUGGGCAAACCGGUGAAAAUUCCGCCCAGCCAGCAGGAGCUGAUGAAGGAAAAGUUCAAGGAAAAUCAGUUCAACCUGUUGGCCAGCGACAUGAUCUGGUUAAAUCGGUCACUGACAGACGUGCGACAUCACGAUUGCAAAAAGAAGCACUAUCCAGCCAAACUGCCGACCACUUCGAUAGUGAUAGUGUUUCACAAUGAGGCGUGGAGUACGCUGCUGCGAACGAUUUGGAGUGUCAUCAAUCGCUCGCCCCGGCCAUUGCUCAAGGAGAUCAUUCUGGUGGAUGAUGCCAGCGAGCGGGAACACCUCGGCGAACAGCUGGAGGAUUACGUUCGGACGUUACCUGUACACACUUACGUGUUGCGAACCGGCAAACGAUCCGGGCUGAUUCGAGCGAGACUGCUGGGCGCCAAGCACGUGAAGGGUCAAGUUAUAACUUUCCUAGAUGCCCACUGCGAAUGUACCGAAGGUUGGUUGGAACCUUUGCUGGCACGCAUCGUGCUGGAUCGUAAGACUGUCGUAUGUCCCAUCAUCGAUGUCAUUUCGGACGAGACAUUCGAAUAUGUGACAGCAUCAGAUCAAACAUGGGGCGGCUUCAAUUGGAAGCUGAACUUCAGAUGGUACAGGGUACCGGCGCGGGAAAUGCAGCGAAGGAACCAUGAUCGGACAGCACCACUGCGAACGCCGACAAUGGCAGGUGGACUGUUUUCGAUUGAUCGGGACUACUUCUACGAAAUUGGUUCGUAUGAUGAGGGCAUGGACAUCUGGGGAGGUGAAAACCUAGAAAUGUCCUUCAGGGUAUGGAUGUGCGGUGGAACGCUGGAAAUCGCGCCCUGUUCACGGGUUGGUCACGUUUUCCGCAAGUCAACACCGUACUCCUUCCCGGGCGGAACAUCGCAGAUCGUUAACAAAAAUAACGCCCGCUUAGCGGAAGUGUGGCUCGACGGCUGGAGUGAAUUUUACUACAAUAUUAACCCAGGCGCACGGAAAGCCUCCGCAGGGGACGUCAGUGAACGGAGAGCGCUUCGGGAGCGGCUAAAGUGCAAGAGCUUCCGAUGGUACCUGGAGAAUAUCUACCCGGAGAGCCAGAUGCCGCUGGAUUACUACUUCCUGGGCGAGAUUCGUAACGUUGAGACACAGAACUGUCUCGACACGAUGGGACGUAAAUCGAACGAGAAAAUCGGCAGCAGCUACUGCCACGGAUUGGGCGGCAAUCAGGUAUUCGCCUACACCAAGCGUCACCAGGUGAUGUCCGAUGACAACUGCUUGGAUGCAUCGAACGCACUGGGACCGGUCAAUCUGGUGCGGUGUCACGGGAUGGGUGGCAACCAGGAGUGGGUGUACGAUGACGAGGAUAAGACUAUUAAACACGUCAACAGCGGUAACUGCCUAACGCGACCGUCUACUGACGACCCGACCACGCCGCUGCUUCGGCCGUGCAACUACACCAAGGGUCAGCAGUGGUUGAUGCAGUCCAAGUUCAAGUGGCAGGCCGGACACGACAAUCGGAUCAGCAGCGACGACAGAUAAAAGUGGCCCCGGAAGCCCGUGAACUCAUCACUCGUCUCGUACAUUUCCAUCCACAAAAGUACCGCAUUACCACCCGGCAGCAACACGAUGGCAGCGGCCAUCCGUAGCCAUCGAUGGCACAACGGCGUCAUGACUAUGGAGAAUUGAAACUGUGAUUCCUGUACUCCUUCGUAGUAAGAGCGGAAACAUUAUCAGCAAAAAACAGAUGUCAACGUGUAGUGGUAUUUUGUGUUGCUCCCCCCAAGCGCUCCUUAAGGUUUUAGUCCACAUAGAUUAAUUGUAUAAUAGGCAUUAGCGAAGUUAGACCUACUUUUAUUGCAAACUGAGAACGUCUUAGACAUUAGUUAUUUGAUAGCAACUUUAGCGCACGGGGUUUCUUUUUAUAGAGAAGAUAGUAUGAGAGUUCGGGAGUGUGCGUGGGAUGAAAUAAGAUGAUUAAUAAGAAAAGCACAAACUAAAACGAACGUGGCUAUGUUUCUAUUGAAUGAAUUUCAUCGGCAUUGCAAUACACGCCAGGUUAUAAAAGAAAGUUGUGUUAUAGACAUAUUACUGAAUCACUAUUGUUUCCAAUCGAUACGGGAAGGAAUUAUUCGCUAAGCAUUGUACAUAUACUAAGCCACAACUAGAGCACUGUUUCCCCGAGAUUCCAUUUGCGUUGACUGAGCGCGUGCAAAUAUUUAACACUGGCGAAUGGAAGUUUUACCAAUUAGCACACAGAAGCGGAUAUGUUCCUACCCAACACAUAAAAACCAGCAAAAGUGAAAGGAUAAAAAGCUCGAAUUAAAUUUCGACUGAAUUGGUUCAAUAUUGGCUGCAAUUCAUAACUAUUUGAAUCGGAUGAAUUGACAAAAAAAACUGUUACAGUGUUGUUCAAUCAGCAAUAAAGAGAAGGUUAAAAAUAUUGCUUGCAUCGUGCAGAGCACUUAAAAAUAUCAGCAUAUCAAAGACAAAGCAACAAUAUCCGGUAUGAGCGUACCAGGAUUCAAAACAUUAUAACACUUUCACUCUUGUUUCGCGUUGCUAAAUCUAUGGCCGAUCUUCGAUGAAACGAACAAAAUCUUUAGCUCAUGUUUACAACACGAUUUAAAAAAAAAACUAGAACAACUGCGAAAUAAAGCGAAAAAAAGGCAUGUGCGCGAUUGAUAGUAUGUAGUAGAAAAGGCUUGAUUGUUUUAGUCAUUGAUUGCUCCCCUUACUUUAUAUUGUUUAUGUCCAAGUUGCCAAACGAUAGCAAUCAUCAAAUCGAACGGGCGUAAAAAAUGGGCCAUAGAUUAGACAAAAUAGUCUCACAGUCUAAUGAAAAAUAAUCACUUGUUGAAAACAUGGACCAUUUGCAUUUAAGCGAAAGAGGGUAAAACUUAUAGCAAAAAAAAAAAUCAGAGUUGAAUCACAAAUCUUUGUAAAUGUUACAUACAAAAGAUUAAAUAACCGUAUGGUGUAAAUAUGCAUAGUAUAUGAUAAACAAUUCUAUCAAACAUAUUUCAAAAACAAAACUGUGUUCCAAGGCGAGAGCUAUGGAAUCACUCGAGCGGAAACUUUUUGCCCUCAUGAGAGCGGAAAUCGACAGACAGUUUUGGCUGCUGUCGGAACUUUUCCACUCAGUGUUUCCAUAUUAUUUCCAAAGUGGCAGUGCAAGAUAGAGAGAGACAGAGAGGGCGAACAAAAAUAUCAUUUACCGAUAGAGAAACAGAAAAAUCGAUAGAAAUCUACGAGUUUGCAAAUAUAGUUGAAAUUUACAACACAGAAAAUCAAUUGUGAUUGAAUGGAAUGCUCUUUAUAUAUCAGCAGAUACAGGAGGCAGAAUCAAGUGCCCAGCAAGUUUCGAGAGCAGAACGAGGGCAACGGCAGUCAAGCUAAACCGACAGCGGUUUUGAAUAUUUUAUGUUUAGAUAUUUUAAAAGUUUACUGAUAAUAGCAAUUUCAAUCUAAUUGAGCAUAGCGUUUUAGAAUAAGUCGGUUUAAUCCUAAUUCCAGGUGAUGGUGUGCAAUUUUUCUUAAUAGCUUAUCUACAUUUAUUCUACAUAAUCCUUGAAAACAAGAUCAAACAAAUCAACAACGGAAGGUUGUCUUUUAGUUAGGAAUUUAGUAGGCGCAAAUUAUCAAGGCUGUAAAUUGUUUUAGCAAACCGGCAUACUUCAUGCAGUGUUCCAUAAGUCCGCACUAACGACGAAAAGCACGAAACUCUGCAGCUCAAUCAAUUCGAACAAAAAAUACACAAGCAUAAUUUUUAUAAUUCAGUAUUACUUUACUUUCAAAAUAAGAAUCGAAAUCUUCCACGGUUCACGAUCAAUCUGUAGCAUUUUAUUUUGUCCAUCUAACAAUAACAUUCCUUCUCUACGUGUCCGAUUUUCAUCAGGUGUCCAAAUAUUACAGGAAAAUUGAACAUGAACACACAACACUAAAGUGACAGAUUUCGAGAAAAAAUUACGUGAAUAUUUUAGGAGUUUAAUCUACAUUUUACAUUGUAAAACCGAGCCACCUGAAUCGCAGGGCAAGAAUACCGAUAUUGAUGCUGCAUAUUUUAGUUUUCUAACCAACAAUCGAAAAACAGCCGCAUUAUAUUUACUGUUUUGUUUAUAUUUUUGUUAAACAAAAAUUAAAAACACACUUCCAUUUAUUUAACGAAUAAGUUUUGUGGAUAACCGAGUAAAGUUUUGACGCUAUACCUACGGCAAUGUUUGUAUGAUCGAGACCCUAGCUCUUUUGGGGUGAAGAAAGUUGAACACGUGCGUCUAAGCUAAGAGUCACAAAGGAAUGCAAAAGAUGAUGAUGCGUGAUGGAAGGUAGUUUUUUGAAUAACAAUAAAAUCAUAAAGUUUUUAUAUAAUA